AUGACCACUAAUCAAGCCACUUCAGCGGAUGAGGAUCCAAUAAGUUAUAUUGACUGCAGUGAAGAUUGCAUUCCAAAUGACUUAUCUAAUGAAAUGGAAUAUGGUGAAAUCAAAGAUUCCAGAAAUGAUGAAAUAGAAGAUGAUAUACCUAAUGACUUGUUUGAUAAUAAGUUUAAUGCCAUUCUAUUAUCACCAACAAAGAGUACUACUGUUAUAAUUGAGGUUGGAAUGAAAUUUUCCGAACAAAAGGAUAUAUUAGACUUGUAUACAACAUUUGGGAAGGCAAAAGGUUUUGGAAUUCGGAAAAGAACAUCCAACGAGAACUACGUGAUGCUAACAUGUGUUAGAGAGGGCUAUCAUCAACCGAGAAAGGGAAAAGAUGUGCGUGAAUUGUGUGCAACCAAACCAAGGCGGACAUCAUCAUCACGUAUGGGGUGUGAAGCUUGUCUCAAGGCUUCUAGAGAGAAAAAAACAAAAAUGUGGAAAAUCACAUAUUUCAUUGACAAGCAUAACCAUAAGAUGGUUACUCCAAAAAGUGUUUCAUAUUUGAGAUCACAUAGAAAAAUGCCCGAUGCUGCAAAAUGUUUGAUAGAAGAAUUCAAUAACGCGGGUUUGCCUACUGGAAAGGUGGCCACCAUCUUCAAAAGCCAUGAUUUAGGGUUUGACAGUCGAGAUUGUUAUAAUCAUAUGAAAAAUGUGAGGAGAAGGGUAUACGAUGUCGGGGAUGCACAAGUUGUGCUACUUUAUUGUAUUAAACAACAAUCACUGAAUCCUAGUUUUUUUUAUUCUAUUAUGUGUGACGAUGAUGAUCGUAUGGUUAGUUUUUUUUGGAUUGAUGCAAGAUCCAGGCACGCCUAUGAGCUUUUUGGGGAUGUCAUCACAUUUGACACAACAUAUAGGACUAAUAAGUAUUCCAUGCCAUUUGGACCCUUUGUUGGUGUAAAUAAUCAUUUUCAGUCCCUCUUAUUUGGAUGUGCUUUAUUACACGAUGAGACUGAGGAUAGUUUUGUAUGGCUUUUUGAGGAAUGGCUUCGAGCAAUGAAUGGAAAACAUCCAGUUGCCAUAAUUACUGAUCAAGACUUGGCGAUUAGCAAUGCAGUCUCCAAAGUUUUUCCAAAUACGAAACACAGAUUUUGUUUGUGGCAUAUCAUGAAAAAGUUUCCAGAAAAGUUAUCUCAUCUCUACCAUGACCACGCAUCAUUUAAAAGGCAUUUGAAUGACUGUAUUUGGAGCUCCAAGAGCACUCAAGAGUUUGAAGAUAGAUGGCAAAGAUUUCUUAUUCAGUAUGGUCUUAUUGAAAAUGAGUGGUUGAAUGUACUUUAUACAAUUAGAUCCUCUUGGGUACCAAUCUUUAACCAUUCCACUUUCUUUGCUGGUAUGAACACUACUCAACGUAGCGAAAGUAUAAAUUCAUUUUUUGAUGGUUUUGUUACAUCUGGCACAACUUUAAAGGAAUUUGUGGAGAAAUAUAAUCAAGCAAUAGAUGCUCGCUACGAGUCAUUUAAAAAAGAAGACUUUGAAUCUAGGCACAAAGAAAGGAUUUUGACAUUUAAUAUGCCAUUGGAGGAGCAUGCUGCUAAAGUGUAUACCCGUGCAAUUUUUUUAAAGUUUUGCGAUCAACUUUCUCUUAGUUUACGAUUUUCUAAGGAGAAACUUGGGGAUGAUUGUGAGUGGGUUAUGUACCGAGUUUUUAAUAGGAAAGAUGUAGAAGAUUAUGCAACAGUUGAGAUGAAAUUGGAAAACAGAGAAGCUAGGUGUUCUUGCCAUUAUUAUGAGUUCAUGGGAAUCUUAUGUCGGCACAUGCUUGCUAUUUUUUUUAUUGAAAAUGUUGAACAGAUUCCUGAACACUUCAUUCUGCAGCGUUGGAGCAAGGAAGGAAAUGUGAUACCAAGCGGAGAGAAGGACAGAUGUACCGCAAAUGGAGAUAGACUUCUUCGCAGCUUUCAUCUACGCUCUAGAUAUUCCAAACUUGAUGACCUUGCAUAUAAGUCAGAUGAAGCAUUUAAAUUAAUUUGUGAUGGUAUUGAUUCUCUCUAUAAAGCAGCAGAAAAAGUUCUAGCGUGCGAAGAGAGUAGUGGUCUUGGGGAUUCUAAUUUACAGUUGUUGGGUUUUCAUCAUGAAGAGCCUUCUAUGAUGUACUUGAAGGAUCCAAAUAUUUCACAAACGAAAGGGCGGAAAAGGGACUCACAAAGUACUUCACAGGGACACAGGAUUCGUAGCGGGAUUGAAGAAGCAUCAAAGCAUACUAAUAUUUGUGGCAAUUUACAUCUGACAACCAUUAUUUUUGAGUCUGAUUUUGACAUGGAUAUGGUCUCUUUUUGUGUUGCUAAGCUUUGCAUACGAUGUGGUUGGCAGAAGCUUGGUGCAUUUGUCAAUCUAGGAUCUUAUUAUCUUGUGGGAGUUCCUUUAGCAGUUGUGUUUGCUUUUAUCCUCCAUAUGAAUGGGCGGGGGUUAGUUUUGGCAAUUGUAUUAGCACUUAUAGUAAAAGUGGUGUGUUUUCUUGUAGUCAUAUUACGCACCAAUUGGGAGAAAGAAGUAACAUGUUCACCAAUUGGCAAGCCAUAA
Molecule: messenger RNA, 2565 nt
Organism: Gastrolobium bilobum
Lineage: Eukaryota; Viridiplantae; Streptophyta; Magnoliopsida; Fabales; Fabaceae
Product: protein FAR1-RELATED SEQUENCE 9-like
Exons: 6
Coding region: 1-2565 (854 amino acids)
Biological process (GO): regulation of DNA-templated transcription
Molecular function (GO): zinc ion binding
Source: RefSeq, a predicted model, not a curated record